AUGCUGGGGCUGCUGCUGCUGCAGGUGUUGGCCAGCUGCCUCUGGCUGGGACACAGCAAGGUGGAGACACCCUUUGGGAGUUGUAAUCAGUUCUUCUAUGCACGGGUUCCCCCAAAUAAUGCCCUGAAUCCAAAGAACCCAGCCUGGAUCUGUCAGCACUUCAGGAACUCGUAUCACUAUGCCACCCUGUACGACAGAGACAGGAGAAUUCCAGUGUACUCUGCUUACAAAUACAGGCCUAGAUCUACCGAGAAACCUCCAGAGUGGUGGAUGGUUGAGCCCCAGAAGGUAGAUCUUGAAGACAUGGGAAGAGAGUCGGACCUCAUUGCUCAACAUCAUUUCACCUUAGAACAAAUUGAAGAGAGCCAGGCUGUCCUUGAUGACUACAAAGGACUGAAGGAUUUGGACCUUGGCUGUUUGAAUCCCAGUGGCCAUAUGGAGAGUCAAGAGAGCAAGAUGGCUACCUUCAGCCUGACCAACGUAGUGCCCCAGGACAGCAUUCUCCACAAGGGCCAGUGGAACAUCUAUGAGUCUAAAACAAUGCCCCAACAGACCAAGGACUGCACAAUCACCUAUGUGAUCACGGGUGCUGUGCCUGGGAGCACUGACAUCGCUGAAGGGAGGGUGAACAGACCCAGCCACAUCUGGUCAGCUGCCUGCUGCCUGGUGGGCACAAAGCCCACAAGUGCUUGGGGGGCCAUUGCUGAGAACGACAAGAACCAGGUGGAGAACCUCAGCCUGGGGAAGCUGGAGGAGAGGCUGACUGAGCUCUACGGUGGACCGGUUACUCUGUUUGACAAUGCCUGUCCCCGGCAAUAA
Molecule: messenger RNA, 819 nt
Organism: Camarhynchus parvulus
Lineage: Eukaryota; Metazoa; Chordata; Aves; Passeriformes; Thraupidae
Product: endonuclease domain-containing 1 protein-like
Exons: 2
Coding region: 1-819 (272 amino acids)
Molecular function (GO): nucleic acid binding; hydrolase activity; metal ion binding
Source: RefSeq, a predicted model, not a curated record